AAUUCGCCGGAAGUUCCUUUCAGAGCUUGUUGUUUUUGUUGCUAGUAGAGGGAUUGUGGUGAAAAAUGGCGACGUCUCGUCGCGCUUCACAACAGCAACACCAGAACUUAUCUUCACCUCCGCGUAUUGCCUCAACUUCUCUCACUCCUCCUGGAUCCCCUCCGGGUGCCGGCGUCCUGAACAUAUCACCUCCAGCCGGAGGCGAACCAGACGGUGCCGGAGAUGCGGACCCAAGCGCGGCCUCCUCCCCCACUCCGCUACGCAGCGCUAGCAGCACUAGCAGUAGCAGCACUAGCACUAGCAGUGCUAGCUCCCCGAGCACCACGGGAGGCUCUAGCCCUGGUUCAGCCAGCACGAGCCCGGGUGGCGGCUGCGCGAGUAGCGGCGCUUUUCGGGAGUUGUUCGAGGCCUGCAGAAAUGGAGACGUGUCUAGGGUGAAACGGUUGGUGGAUUCGGUUAACGUUAACUCUAAGGACAUGGCAGGGCGCAAAUCAACUCCACUGCACUUUGCUGCAGGUUUUGGAAGGAAGGACGUGGUGGAGCAUCUUCUGCAGACUGGAGCAAACGUGCACGCCCGUGACGAUGGCGGUCUGAUCCCUCUCCACAACGCCUGCUCGUUUGGCCACGCCGAGGUGGUGAGCUUGCUGCUGUGCCAGGGAGCCGACCCCAAUGCCAGAGAUAACUGGAACUACACGCCACUCCAUGAGGCUGCCAUCAAAGGCAAAAUCGACGUGUGUAUAGUGCUGCUCCAGCACGGCGCCGAUGCCAACAUCCGCAACACCGACGGCAAAUCAGCGCUGGACCUGGCUGAGCCAUCCGCCAAAGCCGUGCUCACCGGCGAAUACAAGAAGGACGAACUGCUGGAAGCGGCGAGGAGCGGAAAUGAAGAGAAGCUCAUGGCCCUGCUCACCCCGCUCAACGUCAACUGCCACGCCAGCGACGGACGCAAGUCGACAUCUCAAAAAAUGCUGUCGACUCCACUACAUCUGGCAGCGGGAUACAACAGAGUCCGAAUUGUCCAGCUCCUUCUGCAACAUGGCGCCGACGUGCACGCAAAGGACAAGGGUGGUCUCGUCCCUCUGCACAACGCCUGCUCCUACGGCCACUACGAAGUCACAGAGCUGCUGCUAAAGCAUGGUGCGUGUGUGAAUGCCAUGGACCUGUGGCAGUUCACCCCCUUGCAUGAGGCAGCCUCUAAGAACCGUGUAGAGGUUUGUUCACUCCUGCUGAGUCACGGUGCAGAUCCCACUCUGGUCAACUGUCACGGAAAGAGUGCGGUGGAUAUGGCCCCCACGCCUGAGCUCAAAGAGAGACUCACAUACGAGUUUAAGGGUCACUCGCUGCUCCAGGCAGCACGCGAGGCCGACAUGGCUAAAGUAAAGAAGACCCUCGCUCUGGAGAUCAUUAACUUCAAACACCCGCAGACCCACGAGACUGCGCUGCAUUGUGCCGUUGCCUCGCCACACCCCAAAAGGAAGCAGGUCACCGAGCUGCUGCUUCGGAAAGGCGCCAAUGUCAACGAGAAGAACAAAGACUUUAUGACUCCUCUGCAUGUGGUAGCUGAGAGAGCUCACAAUGACAUCCUGGAGGUGCUGCAGAAACAUGGGGCCAAGAUGAAUGCCGUGGACACUCUGGGACAGACCGCUCUGCACCGGGCGGCUCUGGCCGGUCAUCUGCAGACGUGUCGGUUGCUCCUGAGUUACGGUGCAGAUCCAGCAGUCGUCUCACUGCAGGGCUUCACAGCUGCACAGAUGGGCAACGAAGCUGUCCAACAAAUCCUCAAUGAAAACGUUCCAGUGAGGAACUCGGACGUAGACUACAGGCUUUUAGAAGCAGCUAAAGCAGGGGACCUGGACACUGUGAAGGACCAUCAAACGAAUUCUCUGUUCUCCAGUCAUCUUGUGGACCAAAACAGAACUGAAAGAUUGAAAAAGAUCUGUUCUUCAUCAAAGGAGCAGUAUCAUCAACUCUGCUCUGCUCAGAACGUGAACUGCAGGGAUCUGGAGGGACGCCACUCGACGCCGCUGCACUUUGCGGCAGGCUACAAUCGCGUGGCGGUGGUGGAGUACCUGCUGCACCACGGCGCAGAUGUCCACGCCAAGGACAAAGGAGGUCUGGUGCCGCUGCACAACGCCUGCUCAUAUGGGCAUUAUGAAGUGGCCGAGCUGCUGGUGAGACACGGGGCGUCGGUCAACGUGGCAGACCUGUGGAAGUUUACUCCACUGCACGAAGCUGCUGCCAAGGGCAAAUACGAGAUCUGCAAACUGCUUCUGAAGCAUGGCGCUGACCCGACAAAGAAAAACCGGGACGGAAACACGCCCCUAGACAUGGUGAAGGAAGGGGACACGGAUAUCCAGGAUCUGCUGAGAGGAGACGCUGCCCUGCUGGACGCUGCAAAGAAAGGCUGCUUGGCUCGUGUGCAGAAACUCUGCAGCCCCGAGAACAUCAACUGCAGAGACACACAGGGACGCAACUCUACACCACUACACCUGGCAGCGGGUUACAAUAACCUGGAGGUAGCAGAGUAUCUGCUGGAGCACGGCGCUGACGUUAACGCACAGGACAAAGGCGGCCUCAUUCCACUCCACAACGCAGCCUCAUACGGACAUGUGGAUAUCGCAGCUCUGCUGAUCAAGUACAACACGUGUGUGAAUGCCACGGAUAAGUGGGCAUUCACUCCGCUCCACGAGGCUGCACAAAAGGGACGCACCCAGCUGUGUGCCCUGCUGCUGGCACACGGAGCCGACCCCACCAUGAAAAACCAGGAGGGCCAGACGCCCCUCGACCUUGCCACGGCUGAUGAUAUCCGGGCUCUGCUUGUUGAUGCCAUGCCUCCUGAUGCCCUCCCCAGCUGCUUUAAGCCUCAGGCCACAGUGGUGAGCGCCACCGUGAUUUCGCCUGCCUCCACGCCGUCCUGCCUGUCAGCCGCCAGCAGCAUCGAUAACCUGGCCGGACCAUUGGCCGAGCUCUCGGCGUCCGGAGCAUCGGGGCCUGCAGACGGUGCCACAGGGGCUGAGAGGAAGGAGGGAGAAAUUACCAUUCUGGAUAUGAACAUCAGCCAGUUCUUGAAGAGUUUGGGCCUUGAGCAUCUGCGGGACAUUUUCGAGCGGGAGCAGAUCACUCUGGACGUGCUGGCUGAUAUGGGCCACGAGGAGCUGAAGGAGAUUGGCAUCAAUGCCUACGGUCACCGCCACAAGCUUAUCAAAGGCAUUGAGAGACUGCUGGGCGGUCAGCAAGGUGCCAACCCAUACCUGACAUUCCAUUGUGCGAGUCAGGGCACAGUCCUGAUUGACCUGGCACCUGACGAUAAAGAGUUUCAGUCUGUGGAAGAAGAGCUGCAGAGCACGAUCAGAGAGCACCGGGAUGGAGGAAAUGCCGGCGGAGUCUUCAGCAGGUACAACAUCCUGAAGAUUCAGAAGGUGGUGAAUAAGAAGCUGAGAGAGAGAUAUUCACACAGACAGAAAGAAAUUGCAGAUGAAAACCAUAACCACCACAAUGAGCGCAUGCUGUUCCAUGGCUCUCCUUUCAUUAACGCCAUCAUCCACAAAGGUUUUGAUGAGAGACACGCCUACAUUGGAGGAAUGUUUGGCGCGGGAAUCUACUUUGCUGAGAAUUCAUCCAAGAGCAACCAAUAUGUGUAUGGCAUCGGCGGCGGCACGGGCUGCCCCACACACAAAGACCGCUCCUGCUACGUCUGCCACAGGCAGAUGCUGUUUUGUCGCGUUACCCUAGGCAAAUCCUUCCUGCAGUUCAGUGCCAUGAAAAUGGCUCAUGCACCUCCGGGGCACCACUCGGUCAUCGGGCGGCCCAGCGUUAAUGGCCUGGCCUACGCAGAGUAUGUUAUCUACAGAGGAGAGCAGGCAUACCCGGAGUACCUCAUCACAUACCAGAUUGUGAAGCCGGAGAGCACAGCGCAGCCGCCAGCAGCAGCAGAGCAGAAAUCUUGAGUGUCCAGAACUCAUCUUGUGCACAUUGCUCAGACUGUUACACACUCCUUCACAUGUAUUCUGGCCUCCAGCUGAUCCUCAUCUUUCUCCAGCCUCUAACCUGAUCUCUCACCUCACACAGCUCACUCACAUCUACAGCGUUAAUGUUUUCAAGCAACCCUCCUCCUCCAGGUGUUUUGAGGUCAGAGGGAUGAGGACUGAAGGGAUCGAAGACAAGUGACUUAAUUGCCAUAGCUUUUUUUUCCCCCAUUUAGUACUGGUUUAAUUCAGUACACAUUUAUUUUCCCCUUUUGCCAGUGUCCUUACUUUAAACCAUUUUAUUGUGAAUUAUUUUAAACCUAACACACUACAAAAUGGACCACAUGUUAAUGCUCUAGGGACCUGCCAUGUUUGUUUUUUUUUUCUUUUCUUCAUAACCGCGUUCCAUGGAGCCUCGUCUCACACGUAUCUGACUUUUUAUGCUUCAUUUUUUUUCUCUCUGAUGUUGGACACGUAUGGAAACCCAAUUCUCCAGUGUGAGCCUUUAAUAACAAAUUGUUGAACACACGGGGUUUUUAUUGUUUUGUUUUUGAUUUGCACAAGAAAAAGUCAGACUUAUCACCUCUGUUAGCAUAUCUGGAAAUAUAAAAAUGCAUUGUUUUAAAAGACUUGCACUUUUAGGAAGGGUUUAAGUUAUUCUAAUGAAACUGAGAAAUGGCAUUUAUGAAAUCAAACAUUUCCUGUAAUGAUUGUGAUGGAUGUGUGCUUUGGUAAAAGCUCUCCUCUCUGUGCUCUUGUUUUCUGAUGAAGAGCAGCGUCAUUAGUAGACUUUUUUUUUUCUUUCCCGUUCUCUGAUCACUCUCUGCUUUCAGUAACGUUCUUGCGGUUUUUGGACGACAGCAGUGUGAUCCGUAUUCUCAGUCUCAUUCCAGCGUAAUCUCUUGCAGAGAUUUUUCUCCUUUGAGACACUACUGACAUUUCAGCAUCACUGAUGCACAUUUACAGCAGUUUGAAGUUAACAUGCCCCUGGAGAGUUCUGUUUUGCGGGAGGUUGUUGUCAUUUUGUUAAAAUCACCUUAGUGGUGUGUGUAUUGUAAUCCACUUCUCCACCAACACAGUACUGGUGCUGUACAGGGAAUCAGCACUUUUUUUUUUAAAUAACCAGCCCACGUUUUCCACCAUUCGAAGAUAUGAACGAUUAUGUAACGUGACCAGGUGUAGGAGUUUCCCUAAUGGAAGGGAAAAAAAACUGUGUAGGAUGGUUUGAGAACACACAUUACCAUUCAAGGUCAUAUCUUUCUUUGUUCACAGUGAAGAUAUUUCCCUAGACAAUAAUGGCAUAUGAGAUGGAUGCAUGUUUGUGUGUCUUUUAGCAAAGCUGCUCUAAUGAAGUCUUAUGUUUUUCAGGUAAGAGUGCUGUUUCCUUCUGAGACUUGAUAUAAUUUUUGAUUUAAUUAUUUCAAGCCAACACGGUUCACGUCUUAUUUUUAAUAUCUUGGUGUUGUCAUGGCAACAUGAAAUGACAUCUCUGGUUCUUGGCUCUAACCCAGUGGUAUUUUAGUGCUGUGGUGAAACAGAGAACGAGAUAAGGAAACGGUUAUUUCUUGUUUUGUUUGUUUUUAACACCAGCACCAUGUUGGUGGAAAAGGGCACUGUCUUUUUCACCUCUCAGCCUGAAACACUUUCACAUUUCACUUGUAUCUAAUUAUUUUUCUUUUUUUAAAAAAAAAAAAUCAUUUUACUUUAAUAAUUGUGUCAUGAGCUAUUUACCACAAGCAGACUAAUUGAACAGUCCUCAAUCAUGUAAACAAGUCUUAAUAAAGUACAUAUGUCAUA
Messenger RNA from Tachysurus fulvidraco (yellow catfish), 5762 nucleotides. It is a transcript of the gene tnksa, whose product is annotated as tankyrase, TRF1-interacting ankyrin-related ADP-ribose polymerase a. Lineage: Eukaryota; Metazoa; Chordata; Actinopteri; Siluriformes; Bagridae. Gene Ontology annotation, cellular component: nucleus; cytoplasm. Gene Ontology annotation, molecular function: NAD+ poly-ADP-ribosyltransferase activity; protein binding. The coding region runs from base 66 to 3947 and encodes 1293 amino acids. The transcript has 29 exons. The record is from RefSeq and is a predicted model, not a curated record.